Physcomitrium patens is the source of this 3615-nucleotide messenger RNA. NCBI's taxonomy places the organism in Eukaryota, Viridiplantae, Streptophyta, Bryopsida, Funariales, Funariaceae. The record is from RefSeq and is a predicted model, not a curated record.
CUGCUGCAUUUGGAUUUGGCGUUGAAUACAAUUCAUUUUUAACUAAAAAUUUAAUUAAGUAGUUAAGGAAACAAAUUGAUUGAAAGGAGGCCGUCAGCUGUGCAUGUUAUUUCCAGUGGGAUGGUUUACAAUGUCAGGACUGUAAUUAAUUGGAGUAGCGUCGUGUGGUUACUGAAAACACAAAAUAAGUAGGUUUCAUCUAGUGCCACCAUGUACAGUUCGGAAAAGAUCAAACGUCCAUUAAACUCGUUAAGCCUAACCAACUACUUGCUCAUUCAAGUACGGCAUGCACUUCCGUAACGUUGCGUUUCUGGUUAACACUUCCUGUAAACUUCUAGUCUUCAAAGAUACAGCAGUAUCCUUCUAAAUCAACUUUAUUUUUAAAUUGAGGGAAUUGGGUAUUCACCUUAACGUACUCACUAACAAGAGUGACUACAGUGGUGCCUCACCCAACAAAUCUGAUUCAGUUCCCAAUCCUUGUGCGCUUUCUACUUGAUGUGUAAACCCAGUUGAUUGUACGUAUUCUUGCGCACACGUGUAGAUUUUCAAUGCGACUGCGGUUCUGUACUUGUGGAAAGAGAAGAUCGUAGAUUGCAGACUUGGGAUCCUGAAUGCCUGACGAAGGUCUCACUGUUUACCCUUACGUCCUGACGCGUUGGACCAGACAGCACCUCAAUUGCGCAAGGUGUAAUCCCAACAAGUGCAUGGCUACGCACGGGACGAGUGCUGGACGUAUGUCAGAUAUGAGAGUAUAAGAGUAACACAUCUACAUUUGAUUUUUGGGAAGAGCAGUGACCUUCGCUCAUACAAGAAGCGACUUCAGCCGAAGCCCUGACGGCUACACAGUGCGUCGCUUCUACUUCUGUCUGGGGUCCGUCUUUUGCUUUGCUGUUAUAGUUCAUCACGCUAUUGAUUUUAUCCUCCGGGGGCCCAAGUUCAUUUGUUCCGUGCAUGCCGGCGUCUCUUGCAAGCUUUUCGUCCUGGUGCCCCUCCUCAGCGAUACAAAAGGAGCUUCCUUGUGAGUUACUUCACAUGUGCAAGCCGGUGCUCAGCAUCCAAAUGUUGCAGACAAAGGUGACCAAAAGUAUUUAGAAGUUCUUUGAGCCGCUUUCUCAGUUAGCUCGUGGAGUGGUAGUCCGCAAGUACUUGAAACACCAAGCUUACUUUUAAGCGAGCUUUCUCUACAUUUUUGAAGUUCCUUUGAGAUCUCUGUAAAACAGGCUUUCUUAAAAAGCAUCGCCUUAUUCUGAAACACGAUGCAUUGAACUUGAAGAAUCAUAUUUGUGUGGCAAAAAUUAGAGAGCCAGGAAGGAAUCUGCGGUAUUGAGUUCGAUUUGGGAGAGUUCUUUGGAAACAAGAGUGGAAUGACAAUACUGUCUGCAGUUUGACAUGACGGCUCCUCCAUCUUAAAUCCUAAAUCUCUGGACGGACUCGUUCAAUACAGGGACCUCGGCAGUGGUUGGACGGUCAAUGUUGCUUUCGCAUGAACUAGUUUAGGCCUUUUUAUGAUCUUGCAACAAAUGUACUGGAAGAAGAUUCAGGUACCAUAAAGUGUGAUAAUGAAGAUAGGAAACAGCAAUGGAAAGCAGUCACCUGGAUACUCUGGCGAUAACUUAUCUGGUAUGGGAUAUAGCAGAGUGAACGUCGUAGUAGGCAUUGCCUGUGCAUCUUCCUUUGUAUAUGUUCUUUCUCUCUUCGUCAUGAGUGUGCGUCCUUGUCUACCGUCUCCGUGCGCUUCUUUCACUUUGGCAGCUGAAAACAUUACAAUUUCUGAAUCAGCAGACAUCGGUAAUUCGUUAAAGGGUGUUUCUCUGAUCCCACAUCAUCCUCUAGACUUGAAAUCAGGACAUUCUCUUCCAGUUGGAGAAGGUAACAGUGACGCCAUUCGAGGCACUCAGCUGUCGAGGAUAGUAUUCGGCAUAGCAGCAGCAACUGACAUGUGGUGGGGUAGAAAAGAGUACCUAAAAUUGUGGUGGAAACCAUCAAAGAUGAGAGGUUAUGUGUUCCUGGACAAGAAGCCUUAUGGUAAUUAUUGGACUUCGGAGUUUCCUCCCUACAAAAUUUCAGAGAACACCAGCAGGUUCAGGUACACAUACAAAAGAGGAUGGAGGUCUGCCAUUCGGAUCUCACGCAUAGUGUCGGAGAUGUACAGGCUUGGUUUGCCGAACGUGGAUUGGUUUGUGAUGGGGGACGAUGACACUCUGUUCGUUGCUGACAACCUGGUACAAGUACUAUCGAAGUACGACCACACCAAGAUGUAUUACGUCGGAAGCAACUCUGAGAGUCAUCUCCAAAAUAUCUUGUUCUCAUAUGACAUGGCCUUCGGUGGAGGAGGAUUUGCCAUUAGUUAUCCGCUUGCCAAAGCAUUGGCCAAAAUGCAGGAUGAUUGUCUUUCAAGAUACUCCUACCUGUUUGGAAGCGACGAUCGGAUGCAUGCGUGCAUGGCAGAGCUUGGUAUUCCUCUUACAAAAGAGCCAGGAUUUCACCAGCUUGACAUCGUAGGAGACAUUUCUGGUCUUCUAGCCGCACAUCCUGUUGCACCCCUUGUGACUCUCCAUCAUCUUGAGAAGCUUCGCCCCAUCUUUCCCAACACGGCUACCAAGAAUUUCACGCGAGUGCGCGCAUUAAGUCACUUACUCAAGGCUGCCGAGAUUGAAGCAGCAAGUGUUGCCCAACAAUCAAUCUGCUACGACAGUCGUCGCAAAUGGUCCUUUUCUGUGUCGUGGGGCUACGUUGUCCAGGUUCUCAAGGGUUUCAUCACUCCUCGCGAACUUGAAGUUGCUCAGAGAACAUUUCUGUCAUGGCACAGAGAGAGUAGCAAAGUGGAAUUUCCGUUCAAUACCCGAGCAAAUCCUGAUGAUAUUUGCAAGCAACCAACUCGAUUUUUUAUGGAUUCCGUGAAGGGUCCCGCUCAUGAUUCUCAAGACUUAAUGGAGGCUGUGUUUGUGCGGGAAUUCAACGGGCAGAUGGACUGCGCUGAACAAUUACAGCCACUUAGCGCUGUAAAAAGAAUUCGGGUGAUGAGGAAAAAGACUCAUGAAUUGUGGUAUCAGACGCCAAGGAGGUCAUGCUGCAGGAUCAGGAAAUGGAAGAAUGAGAACAUCGACAUUCAUGUCGGUGAAUGUGAGGAGGGGGAGAGUCUUGUAAGCAGCUUCUAAUUGAACAUCAACAAUUAAUUGGACUAUUGGGAUUAAUGGCGGUCCAAAUGCUACGGCCAACAUGGCUUGGGAAUGCUAUUGCAAAAUACUAUCGUCAUUAUCCUAAUCCCUCUCAUCAGCGUUCCUUCUAAAACGCCAGCCAGUGUGGCAGUUCACAAGUGAUAAUGUACAGAAUAGUAACCUCUUCGGACUGUUUACUCUUGGUACGGCUGUUGCAGAUGGGGCAGUUUUGACAAUCGGCACUCUACGGUUUUUGAAAUAGAUUUCGUUUUAAAAAUUAGGAUAGUGACGCAGUAUAGGUUGUUGAAAUUCUGAACUGUAAGAUACUGUAUAUCUGCUUUGGUGCAAAUGCUCCACUAGUAAAUAUAUGAACCCUUCGGCGGUAAACCGGUUUUCCAAAAUAUUUUGGAAUUGUAAUUCCUAAACCCUAAACUAAAAUAUUUUGAAAUUUUUUCAA